AUGCUCUUAUGUAUGAGUGCUCUUAUUUGAACAUCAGUAAUUAAUUCACUCAUUUACAUCUAUCAAAAGAAGGAAAUUGCAUAUAAAAUUGCAAUUGUUGUGUAAACGGGCCUCGCAAAUUCCCCGGGUAUUUUCCUGUCCUUGUGCAUAUAUAAAUAUAUGCUUUCAGACAUAUCGUAUUACAGUAUUUUUUGAUAAAAAGUUUUUUAGAUUCACACAAUACCACGCGAGCUUUGCUCAAAUUACAUGAACAACGUGGGUCAAUUGUUCCUACCUGCAUUCAUUGUUGCCUUUUGACAAAGACCGGUCGGGUAUCGUUGUAAAGGUCUAUCAGAAUCAGAUUUAAAUAAUGGAAGUCUAUCAUUAUAUCUUUGGAAUUACUAUCAUCUUUAGUUUUAUUCAUCUUUCACGAUCGGCAGAUAAGCCUAGUGGAUUGUCUCAAGGUAUAUAUUGCGAAGGAUGUAUUGCAACUGUUAAAGAAUUGUUAAAGAAAGUCGACAAGAAGACAGGAGAUAGUCGUGAAGUUAGAGUGAUCGAUGGGAUGGAGGAUAUUUGUAAUCUUCAGAACUUUGGAAGUUACGAUUAUUCUCCACCAAAAACUGGACAGGCCUGUAAAUAUCUCAUAGAAAACUAUGACGAGGAGAUUGAGGGAAUCAUGCUGGAUGAAGGUAAAUCAGAAUAUUUCGAGAAAAAAAUUUGCUUUGAACUUUCCGAGGCGUGCAAGGGGGUUGAUCGAACCAAGAAAGAAAAGGAAGAGCUGGAGGUGAACAUUAACGAUAAAAAACAAAAAAUUCACACUGGCGAUCCGAAGAAAGAAAUGGAACAGUUUAACGUCGACAUUAACGAGGAGGGUGCUGCCGAGAAGCUCGUUAAUCAAAUAAAUAUGGCAAUUAAGGAUAAGGAGGGUACUGGUGGUGGUGAUGAUGACAAUGACAAUGACGACAAUGAUGAUGAUAAUGAAAUAGAUGAUGAUGAUGAUUCUGAUAUGGAUAAUGUUGAUACCGAUGAAGUAGAAAAUCUCACUGAUAAAUUUGAAAAGGAUACCAAGACUGAACUCUAGUAAGAGACAAAAAAAAAUGCACCAAU
Dendronephthya gigantea is the source of this 1086-nucleotide messenger RNA. RefSeq names its product glutamic acid-rich protein-like. NCBI's taxonomy places the organism in Eukaryota, Metazoa, Cnidaria, Anthozoa, Malacalcyonacea, Nephtheidae. The coding region runs from base 350 to 1060 and encodes 236 amino acids. The record is from RefSeq and is a predicted model, not a curated record. The transcript has 4 exons.